CAGUGAUCUUCUUUACCCUUUUUUGUUGACAAAGCGUCUCAGAUAUAUCCUGAUAUAGAUCAAGUUUUUUGUCCACAAGCCCGUCGACAAGGUCAUGGGAGUUAUCUUCGUGAACGGAUGGCACAAAGUUGACUCAAAAGUACGCUUGUGUCAGAUCUAUAUAUUCUAGACCCCGCACGAGAAAAGUGGCAUCAUUCAGCUCAUUGCAUCUAUCAAAUCUCUCAUCCCCUUCUCUACUUCUCUUCCAUCUUUCAAAAGCCACCAACCUCUACUAUGCAAGAGUAUACUUCAAGCAGAAUUCCAAUGUUGCUGGUCGACAUUGCAGUGGGUUGUUUCGUCGCAUUGCUAGUCAUGCUACUUUCCGCUAUCAUAUUCAUCAUAAUCCCCUUCCGCAAAUUCUACGGUCUGCCAAAACCACGACUGGACUUCGAUGAAUCCAAGAAUCUAUUGCCCAUCGAGGAGAAGAGACGAGAUGAACCGGCCUUCUCGACGUUGGCACUAUUCCGCUCUUCAGACCUGUCCCUGGACAAGGCAAAAGAACAAUACGAUGCUAAUCCAGUGACUUACGCUCGUGAGCUCUGGAGAAUCAGUAUACAGCUCCAACGAGUCCUGCUGGAUAAGAACGAGAAAGGUUUAAGCUGCCUCUUACAGAAACAGAGUCAUGACGCCAAACGACGAAACCGCGCCAGUGAAGGCGCUACCGGUCUUUGGAUAAGGAUCUCCCUUUUCGAAAGUCUGGAAUGGGCAAUUGCUGAUUUUAGGAUUAAGAGAUGUGAGAAAGCCAUGGCAGUGGCGAAUCGAAAAGCGAGCGCUGGUGCAUCGACAACUAACACCAAUCGUCUCGCUGUAUCAAUGGAUGGCGAUGUUGAACUAGGAACAAUACCACCGACCACCACGAACACACCUGUCCGUAUUGAUUGGAUCUCAGAAUACCAAACCUUUGCCCUUAACGUGAACCUCUUCUGUGACACCGUUAGCGUUCACGCAAUCGACCACCUCAGCCCAGCAUGGGACACUCUGACGGACCUCUACAACUCAGCCGCGAAACGGAGACCAGAUAUAUCCCUCGUGAAAGAAAACCAGGAACUGCGAGGACAAGUACAAAGUUCGAAAAGAGCCAUCGCCGCGCUGCAGAUCCGUCGAGCUAUCGACAAGCUUACGUUUGAGUUACCAAAAACUGCACAUUAUAGCUACGGAGUCCCAAAGAAGAUUCCAAAGAAAGUUGCUGCAGGCUAUGUCCCUGCGGAUGACGGAGCAGGUCGCGUAACUCAACGAUGGGGAAAGCUUUGGGGAGAUAUCUGGGAUGCUGCCGAGACGGAUGAAAAGAGUUUGUUCUAUAAGUCGAGACAAGAUGCGAAAGGGCAGCACGAGAAGCAGAAUCUGAAAAAGAAGGGAGAGGAGCUUUUUAGCGAUAUGAGUGCAGAGAUCCAUGGGUAUAACAAGAGGGAUCAAGAUUACGCACAAUUUGAUCCGGCAACCAACGCAAUUGCGAAGAUACUUCUGAAAUCACUGGUUGUGGACGAGGAUAGUGGGGAGGUGGAUUGGAAGGAAACCAUUAGGAAGUAUCCUGUAGUGGGAAGGGAAAAGCGAGAGGAUGGAAGCAGCUUGUGAGUAUGCCCUUGUAAGAAAGGAUUUAGAUAUUUUGCCCUCGCAAUCAACAAAGGUUCUAUAGAGCAAGGC
Messenger RNA from Mollisia scopiformis, 1680 nucleotides. RefSeq lists its product as uncharacterized. Lineage: Eukaryota; Fungi; Ascomycota; Leotiomycetes; Helotiales; Mollisiaceae. The record is from RefSeq and is a predicted model, not a curated record. The transcript is spliced from 2 exons. Bases 274 to 1611 code for a protein of 445 amino acids.